GAUUCAUAAAUACAGGAGAUUCAUUGAUAGGGAAAUUUGGCACUCAAGAAUCUUCUGCAACUUCAAUUUUUGAUGAUACUUCAUAUAAUGUAGAUGAAAAUAAUAGAAAAAGCAACAUCAAAGAUGAAAUUUCUUUUGGAAUGGAAGUAAAAUCCUUGCUACAAGAGAAAGAAG
This is a messenger RNA of Acaulospora morrowiae, 174 nucleotides long. Lineage: Eukaryota; Fungi; Glomeromycota; Glomeromycetes; Diversisporales; Acaulosporaceae. The record is from the annotation of a GenBank genome assembly.